UAUAAAUCAACAUGAGCAAGAGAGCAAGAGGAGGAAGAUCCGGCACCAAGGCUAAAAUCUCAUGCGGACUGCCAGUCGCCGCUUUGAUGAACUGUGCCGACAACACCGGUGCUAAGAAUUUGUACGUUAUCGCUGUCGCAGGAACCCAGGCCAGACUCAACAGAUUGCCUAAAGGUUCUGUCGGAGAUAUGGUCCUCGCUUCAGUAAAGAAGGGUAAGCCAGAUUUGAGAAAGAAAAUUCACCCAGCCGUCAUCGUCAGACAGAGAAUGCCUUUCAUCAGAAAAGAAGGCUACCAUAUUUAUUUCGAAGACAACGCAGGAGUAAUUAUUAACCCCAAGGGAGAAAUGAAGGGUUCUGCUAUUUCAGGUCCAAUUGCUAAGGAAUGUGCUGAACUGUACCCAAGAAUUGCAUCCAACGCUUCCUCAGUUGUUUAAGCAUUGAUGUAACGAUGUAGUUCAACUUCCUAAGAACGCUUCAUAAUAAGAAUGACUUGAGAAUUUGCUGG
Molecule: messenger RNA, 505 nt
Organism: Moneuplotes crassus
Lineage: Eukaryota; Ciliophora; Spirotrichea; Euplotida; Euplotidae
Source: the annotation of a GenBank genome assembly